Messenger RNA from Trichobilharzia regenti, 210 nucleotides. Lineage: Eukaryota; Metazoa; Platyhelminthes; Trematoda; Strigeidida; Schistosomatidae. The record is from the annotation of a GenBank genome assembly.
AUGAAGGCGUAUUGUAGAACUUUACAAACUCAAGCAAUUAUUCACUUUUCUAAGUACAAAAGACUAACGAAUUACGCUUCGAAUGAUGGAAAUUCUUACCACGUCGAUAGGAAUAUUGCAACAUUCGAAAUACACUCUUCUUUUGGACUAAAUACAGAUUCCAGCGAUGGAUCAGAUCUCAUAACAAAGAUCUACUAUCUACAAUAUUGA